Messenger RNA from Ochotona princeps (American pika), 822 nucleotides. RefSeq names its product HLA class II histocompatibility antigen, DRB1 beta chain-like. Gene Ontology annotation, biological process: peptide antigen assembly with MHC class II protein complex; immunoglobulin production involved in immunoglobulin-mediated immune response; antigen processing and presentation of exogenous peptide antigen via MHC class II. The record is from RefSeq and is a predicted model, not a curated record. Gene Ontology annotation, cellular component: lysosomal membrane; late endosome membrane; MHC class II protein complex. Lineage: Eukaryota; Metazoa; Chordata; Mammalia; Lagomorpha; Ochotonidae. The transcript has 5 exons. Gene Ontology annotation, molecular function: MHC class II protein complex binding. Bases 19 to 810 code for a protein of 263 amino acids.
CUCCUCCUGCUCUCUGCAAUGCUGUGUCUGUGGUUCUUCAGAGGCUGCUAUGUAUCAGCUGUGACAGUGACACUGAUGGUGCUGAAUUCUGCCCUAGUUUUGGCUAGGGACAGCCAACCCUAUUUCCUGGGCCAGGCUAAGAAUGAGUGUUAUUUCUCAAACGGGAUGCAGCAAGUGCGGUACCUGAUAAGAUACAUCCACAACCGGGAGGAGACCCUGCACUUCGACAGCGAGGUGGGGCAGUACCAGGCAGUGAGCGAACUAGGGAGGCCUGAAGCCGAGUUCUGGAACCACCGGAAAGACAUCCUGGAGCGGACCCGGGCCGAGGUGGACACGUUCUGCAGGCACAACUGGGGGGUGUUUCGGGACCUUCUGCUGCAGAGGCUGGUUGUGCCACAGGUGACUGUGUAUCCUGCCAAGACACAGCCCCUGCAGCACCACAACCUCCUGGUGUGCGCAGUGAGUGGCUUCUACCCAGGCAACAUCCAGGUGCGAUGGUUCCGCAAUGGGGAGGAAGAGGAGGCUGGAGUGGUGUCCACAGGCCUGAUCCGGAAUGGAGACUGGACGUUCCAGACUCUGGUGAUGCUGGAGACGGUUCCUGAGAGUGGAGAGGUUUACAGCUGCCAUGUGGAGCACCUGAGCGUGAGCAGCCCAAUCAUUGUGGAAUGGAGGGCACAGUCUGGAUCUGCACAGACCAAAGUGCUGAGUGGAGUUGGAGGCCUGGUGCUGGGGCUGCUAUUCCUGGGGUUGGGGCUGUUCAUCUACUUCAGGAACCAGAAAACAUGUUCCUCCCUUCCCAAGGUUCACUGAACUGCAGCCCCA